Molecule: messenger RNA, 1570 nt
Organism: Castor canadensis (American beaver)
Lineage: Eukaryota; Metazoa; Chordata; Mammalia; Rodentia; Castoridae
Source: RefSeq, a predicted model, not a curated record
AUAUAUGAGUCCUGAGACUAUAAAGAAUUAUUCUGAAAGUAGAAAAUUGUUUGCCUUCAUUAGAAAAGUACUGCUCAACUGGGUGUAUAAUACCAAAAAAGAAAAAGGAGUCCCAUCAAGAUAUCUCAUUCUUCGUGUAUGCCAUAAAAUAGUAUUUGCUGAUGAAUUUGAGUAUAUCGGAUACCUUGUGGUGGUAAUGAAUGUGUAUCCCAUAGUACUCUCUUGGAUAAGUCACUUGAAUAACAUCUACGACCUUGAAAUAAGACAUUCUAACUACUAUUUUCUUGCCUUUUAUAUUCUAGAGGCCCUACUCAAGAUGGCAGCAAUGAGGAAGGAAUAUUUUUCACAGGCCUGGAACCUGUUUGAGUUAGUAAUUACAUCAGUUGGCAUCACAGAUGUAAUACUUAUUGAGACGGAAGCCAUUAAUUAUGAUCUUGACUUAAUUGAAACAGUAGUCAUUAUGAAAAUUGUUCGAAUGCUUCGUAUACUACGCCUUUUGAAGCUCAUAACACCAAAGUUACUACAAAUAAUAGAUAAGAAGAUGAGUCAUCAGAUGUCCUUUCAUUAUGCUAUAAUAAAAGGAUAUGUCCAAGGAGAAGCAGAUGUACUGAAUAUAAUUGAUCAGAUUGCAAGUUCUAAUCAGGUUAAACAGAUCUUACUCAAGAGGGUAACAAGGAAUAUGGAAAAUGCUAUGAGAGAGCUGGGCUACUUAGAAUAUGAUCACCCAGAAAUUGCUGUCACUAUGAAAACCAAGGAAGAAAUUAAUGUCAUGCUCAAUAUGGCUAAAGAAAUUGUCAAGACUUUCAGGUCAAAAGGAAUUAUUCAUAAGGCUGAAGGUGCUGAAAUUAAUAAGUUGAUCAUGGCCAAAAAAAGAGAGGUGCUUGAUUUUCAAUCUAUUAUUAAGCCUCCUUCUGUUGAAGAAAUUCUGUAUCAUAUUUCAUGGCUUAAUAAAGAUGAUGACUGUAUACAAUUUAUUCAGGAAAGAGCCAGAAUUAUAACAUAUGAUUGUGGAAAUGAUAUAUUUGAAGAAGGUGAUGAGCCCAAAGGAAUCUAUAUAAUCAUUUCGGGCAUGGUAAAGCUUAAAAGAGCAAAGCCAGGUAUUGAUGCAGACCAAGCACCUGUGGAACCCGAGGAGAAAGGUUACCCUCUACUUUUCACAGACUACGUGCUUAGUGGUGAAAUAAUAGGAGAGUUAAAUUGCUUAAUUAAUGAACCAAUGAAAUAUUCUGCCACCUGCAAGACUGUAGUGGAGACAUAUUUUAUUCCCAAAAGUCACUUAUAUGAAGGCUUUAAAACGUCCUUUCCUCUCAUGCAAAAUAAAAUGUGGCGAAAAAUUGGACUUGGUAUUACUGCCCAAAAAAUUAGGGAAGAUUUAUCUUAUGAGGACUGGAACUACAAGUUGCAACUAAAGCUCAGUAAUGUUUAUAUUAAAAAUAUACCGAGGACCACCAGAACUGUUAUUUAUGAUGAAAAUGUAACCCAUGUUGUCCUCAUCCAUGGAGCUGUAGAAGAUUGUCAGUUUCGAAAAGUUUAUAAGGCACCUUUCUUAAUUCCUGUGACAUGCCACCAG